Messenger RNA from Brassica rapa (field mustard), 4425 nucleotides. RefSeq names its product cytochrome P450 71B2-like. NCBI's taxonomy places the organism in Eukaryota, Viridiplantae, Streptophyta, Magnoliopsida, Brassicales, Brassicaceae. The record is from RefSeq and is a predicted model, not a curated record. Gene Ontology annotation, molecular function: heme binding; oxidoreductase activity, acting on paired donors, with incorporation or reduction of molecular oxygen; monooxygenase activity.
AUGUUGCAGCCGACCAAAGACGUUAGGGACAGGAAAAUUCUCUUACGGUUUCAAAGACAUCGCUCUUUCUCAAUACGGUAUAUCAGAGAGGAAGAGGUUGGACUUGUGGUGAAGAAAGUGUCUGAAUCUGCUUUGAGACAAUCUCCUGUAGAUUUAAGCAAAACCUUUUUCUCACUCACCGCAAGCAUCAUUUGUAGAGUAGCUUUAGGACAGAACUUCAACGAGGAUGGCUUUGUUAUCAAUCAAGAAAGGAUCCAAGAACUUAUUACCGAAGCAACAGAAGCUAUAGGGACUUUCACUUUCUAUGACUUCUUCCCUGGUGCACUUGGAAGAUUCCUAGAUUGGUUGUUUCAACGUCACAAGAAGAUCAACAAAGUCUUUGAAGAGCUUGAUGCUUUUUACCAACAUGUGAUUGAUGACCACUUGACACUAGAAGGAAGGAAAGACCCGGAUAUUGUUUCCUUGAUGUUGGAUAUGAUCGAUAAACAAGGAAACGAAGAUUCUUUCAAACUCAAUAUUGAUAAUGUCAAGGCUAUCCUCAUGAAUGUAUUUCUAGCAGGGAUAGAUACAAGCGCUGUAACAAUGAUUUGGGCGAUGUCAGAACUCGUUAGAAACCCUAGAGUAAUGAAGAAAGCUCGGGAAAAGAUUCGAACCGCCCUUGGGGACAAAAGGGAAAUAAUCACUGAAGAUGACCUAGGAAAAGUUGAUUACUUGAAGCUCAUAAUCAAGGAAACAUUCAGACUACAUCCACCACUUCCAUUUAUACUUCCAAGAGAAACAAUGUCUCACAUCAAGAUCCAAGGCUACGAUAUUCCCCCGAAAACGCAAAUUCAAAUUAACGUAUGGACAAUCGGACGUGACACCGAGCAUUGGACCGACCCUGAAGAUUUCGUCCCUGAACGGUUUACUGAUAGUUCUGUAGAUUUCAGAGGACAACAUUUUGAGCUGUUACCGUUUGGUUCUGGUCGGAGGAUGUGUCCAGCGUUUCCAAUGGGUGUUGCUACCGUGGAGCUAGGGUUGAUGAAUUUGCUUUACUUUUUCGAUUGGGCAUUGCCAGAUGGAAUGAACUUUGGAGACAUGGAUAUGGAAGAAACUGGUAGUAUCUCCAUUGUUAAAAAAGUACCCCUUCAACUUGUGCCCCUUCAAUGUUAUUGAUAUGGAGACCAAAAAGCUUGAUACCAUGGAAAGUUCACGAGCAUGAACGCAUGAUUUUUCAGGUAUUGUUGGUUAUGUAAGAAUUAAUAUUUGAACAGAAUAAAUAAAACUUUUUUUCUAUUGAUUCAACUGGUAGUCGGGUUACUGGUUUUAUUGAGUUUUUACAAGGUUUUGUAUUUUAACGAGUUUUUAAAUAAUAGAUUUUAAGAAAAACUCAAACCAAAUUACAUAUUGAGUUAUCAGGUUCGACUGUAGAUCUGGAUCGAGUUAAAAAACAUUUGAAUUGGUACAUCCUUUUUCAUAUACUGAAACUUCGUUGGAUACAGUUAUAUAUAGACUGUAUUAUAUUUAUAUAGUACGUUUACUUACUUACGAAAGUUUAAAUUUACAUUUAUAUUAUACAUGGUCUAUAUUACCAUAUACAAACGAUAUACAAAUGUAAAAGUGACUAUGUACACAUUUGACAUAUACUAAUAAUAUAUACAUUUCGUUUUGUGAUGUUUUUUGACUAAAUUUUGUUUUGUAAUGUUAUAUUUACAAAUUAAAUGUAAAUGUAAAAUACAUAUAAAUCUAUACUAUACCUAUGAUAUAAUAUAAUUUAUAAAUUUAAUUUACGAGUUCCACUUAGCUAUACGGAAUAUAGAUAGAUAGUAAAAAUAUCUACCGAUUGUAAAAUGGUGACACUUUUUCUGCUCCUUUAUUCAUGCGUCAAACUGCGCUAUUGAAUGAAGAAAAAUAUGCAGAAAAGUGAAACUGAUUUGGGGGUCAGUGGCUGGUAAGAAUACUCCAGGUUCAUGAUGAAGACAAAGGCUUGAUCGAGCUCGACUAGGGAUUUCCAUAAUGUGGUUUUAUUCUGUGAUAUGGUGGAUUUACAACAGGUUGCCCCUUGUUUCACCUCGUCAAACUGUCAAGAUGAUAACCCAACCAGUAAAAGCUUGAUCGAAUUAUGGUAAACAGUUGUUGAUUAAAUGCUUAUAUGCAGUCUUUGCAACGUUAAAGUAUGGUGGUGUGUCAGAUCACCUGCGUAUACAUAUUUUGCUUAGGGCUGUUUCCAGUGCAACAUGAAACCAUUCAAGUUCUUUAAUCAUACUGCCACCCAUCCAAGAUUUCUUGAAGUUGUAGCUGAGUGUGGAAUGAAUCAAACCCUCUCUACUAUUCUCGGCCUGCUCUAAAGAGGUUACAGAAGAAGCUAAAAGCACAUUAAAGAAUCGCUCCAUGGGGCAGAGACUCAGGGUUACCAGCUACUAUCUUACUUCGCAAUUUAAAGCAAUACAAAAGCUAUGGUUACAUGCUACCGCAACAUCACAAACAAAUAUGACACAUGCUACUACUACAAUUAAAUGAAAGAGUUUGUUUUCAUGAUUUAAGCAAGAGAUGUUGAUUACAUUUUUUAAAUAAAUGUGGAUUUCUCGUUUUAAAGAAAUAAAAGAUGAGUUCAAAAAUGUAAAGAAAAAAUUACCGUCAAGCAUUUUCCAAAAUAAAAAUUAAAGUCAAGAGUUGUAUAGUCCGGACGGACACAGAGAAACCUGCUAACGUCCACCACAUAAGAGCAAAGUUGAUUAGUAGACGACAUAAAAUUAAAAAAUUAUAUUAAAACAAAUCUCAGGUCUAUAUAAAUACAAAACAUUGCCCUAUUCAAACAAUCACAAAAACCAUAUUUUACAAUUUGAACAACCGCAACGAGGGCGCCUAAAUCCGUAACAUCCUAUAUAAGAUACUAUCCACUGAAACAAAAGUUCACAUAAAACAAAUAUUCAUUUAAAUAUUAAAACAAGAGAAAAAGACCAAAAUAGCACUAAAUCAAGUUUUUGUUCCCAAACUAGCACUCAAGGCCAAAAGUCACAAAAUAGCACUCAAAGGGUGGAGUUUAGGGUUUAGAAUUUAGGGUUUAGGAUUUAGAGUUUAGGUUUUAGGGUUUAGAGUUGAGAAGUGAGGUUUUGGGGAUAAGAUUUCAAAUUUUGAAAAAUAAAAAAAAAAUUAAAUUUUUCAAAAGAUAAAAUACUAUUUUGGUCAUUUUAGUUUUUGAGUGCUAUUUUUAUGAUAUAAACUUAGAAAGGUGUUAUUUUGGAGAUUUGCCCUUAAAACAAUGUCAACCUAAACACAUAACUAUGUCAUACUCUCUGCUAUUGUCUUAUUGAUUUGUAAACUAUUAUAAGGGAAUAGAAUAUAAGAGAAUAUAUAUAUUAUGUAAACGUUAGGUUUUCGUCUGUUAUUCACCAUAAUAUGUGUUUGCUUCCUUGAAAUGAAUGUAGAGCAUAACUAAUCAAUGUAAUAAUUUUUUUUUUUUUUGAAACACAAUCAGUCUAAUAAAUAAUACGUACACACCCAUAGGCCCAAAGCUCCUUGUCGAGAGCUUUUUGAUAUUCUCAUGAUUAAAGUAUAAAAAUAGAAAGUUAUCAAUUAAAAAUAUUUUAUAGACAUAUUGUCAUGUUGAUUUGAAAACUCUUUCCACUAACUUUAAUUUGUAAAUAAAUUUUUUCUGCUAAAUUGGCUUUUAGGUCUACCUAAUCUGCACCUGUCCGUGUUUAUACUAAACCCAAAAACUAGUAGUAUAAGAUAACUAUAAAAUUAAAGAUCUUUUGAUACUUUAAGAUGAGAUGAAAUCUUGGACUUGUUUGUUUGUAUAUGAAAUGAGCUCUUACAUAUAGUAGCCGUGUGUACCAUUAUUACGUCUCUUUAGUGGAACGCACCAUCGCUCUCUCGAUUAAACGUACUGAAAACAUAUACUUGCAAAUACUUUAAGCCUAUCUUUUAUCGUUUGACCGAUCACCGAUGGUAUCAGGUUUUCAACAUACUAGAACUUAAUAUAUGUUAGUCAGGCAAAUAAAAAUAAAUAAAGAAGUGUAUAAUACUUAUGCUGAUUUAUUUGAAUUUAAUGUUAAAAUUUAAAGAAAAAGCAUUUUUCAUAUUUGGUGUUACUAUUGUUUUGAGCCUGAGUUGAGAUAAUAAACUUCUUACAGGUAUCAGAUAAUUAAAAAUAAAGAAUCAGGUUUAAAAGCUUUCCUCGUGUCAUUAGAGACAUGUGAAAUGUGAUGAUUAUAAACAAUUUAAGAUGAUUGCUAUAUAUAUAUGUGAUGCACUAUGGAAACUCGGAAAGAGGUACAAAGAGAAGUCUAAAGUUCAUAGUAUUGGUGUAAAAAGCAUACGAGAUAAACGCAAAAAGAGACAAAUUCCGCCGUGAAAAUGAUAUCCUCAAAUCGCAAUUAUUCUCAUUGCAAUCAUAUUAACAAGGUUUCUUUAUACUAAUUUAUUAUUGUAUUGCUAAGAAAA